Zalophus californianus (California sea lion) is the source of this 4570-nucleotide messenger RNA. It is a transcript of the gene GLTPD2, whose product is annotated as glycolipid transfer protein domain containing 2. Bases 1614 to 2507 code for a protein of 297 amino acids. Gene Ontology annotation, biological process: intermembrane lipid transfer; ceramide transport. NCBI's taxonomy places the organism in Eukaryota, Metazoa, Chordata, Mammalia, Carnivora, Otariidae. Gene Ontology annotation, molecular function: ceramide 1-phosphate binding; ceramide 1-phosphate transfer activity. The record is from RefSeq and is a predicted model, not a curated record. The transcript has 4 exons. Gene Ontology annotation, cellular component: cytoplasm; cytosol; membrane.
CUCCAGGCUGUGACUUGUGGUUAAGUCCUGCAGGCCUUGUUAUUCAAUCCUCAUAACUAGUAUAGGAGGUGGGGAUUACCCUUUCUAUUCCGCAGGUGUUGGAACCAGGGCGUAGAAAUGGCAAGCAACUUGUCUAAGGUCAAGGUCAGCAAGCUGGCAAACUCCCAGCUCCUACACUGGGAAGUGGAGAGCCUAAGUCUAGGGCUGGAAGUGAUGCUCUGAAAUGCUGCACAGGAUUGGUCAGCAGCAACCUUAGGGACCUCCAGGAUUUGAGGGAGCAUUAGAGGGAGAGAUGGGGCAAGAAUCCAGAAACUGUGGGAGCUAGAAAGGAUCCUCAUAGGGGUUGGGGCCCUGACUCCCAGAGAAUCUGGGGUACCCCUUCCCCUGAGAAGAAAGUAUACACAGACAGGAACAAUUCUAGGAAGUUUAUGGACAGGGGAUUGAGAACCCCCUAGGAGCAAGAGAUGCUGUUUCUUCUGGCGUUUCCUGGGUCCUUCCCCUGAAUGUUGUCCUAGCUAUGACCACCAGGUGGACUCCUAAUUUGGGAAGAAAAAAGAAUGGCUCAUCUAUCACGGGGCACACCACCCGAUUUGCCCGCUCUCCACACUUUCCUGUGUUUAUUCAAUAUAUAUUUAUAUAGCAACAAUGUAUUUGGGCCCAGGCAAUAUUCUAAGUGCUGCAAAUAGAACAGCAACCGGGAAAAACAAGGCCCCUGUCUUCAUUGGAGCCCACAUCUGUGUGGGGGAGACAGACGAUACAUUUUCCAAUGGACCUUGAGCUGUGUGAAGGUUCUGUUGUCUCCUUGAGGCCUAGUACAGGGCCUGGAUGCAGAAAUAGUUACUAAAGUUUGGUUUGAAGAAUAAUGUGGGGGGCGUGCUUGCCUGGCUCAGUCCGUAGAGCAUGCAACCCUUGAUCUUCGGGCCAUGAGUUCAUCCCACGUUGGGCAUAGAGAUUACUUAAAAAAAAAUAAAAUCACCCAUGCAAAAAAAUGAAUAACCGGAGAACCAGAACCAAUCUGGAGUUUAAAAGGAAUUAAACCACAAAAAUGUAAACAGUUAAAGCCUAACAUACAAAGCAUCCAGAUCAAGACAGGUCCCCUGAAGACAGGAUUGUGAAUUUAAAAGUGGGUGCUUCCUGGAUCCCAGUUGCCCUAUGUUUGAACUUCAUAGGUUAAGAGUUACGGAGCAAUUGUGGUCAGCUUUUCCAUGUACAGUGUUUGCACAUACGAUAUCAGCUAACCCUCGGAUGAGAUCGACAAAGUACCUAUUAUUUAUUGUCCUCAAUUUACGGCAGCGGGAAUUCAAGCCCAGUAAGCGUAGGGCCCACACCCACUGCUGGGUGGGGGAGCCGGUUCUCACCCCAGCCCCUCUUCCCUCUUACACAGCCUGGCCCUACACAUAAGGCAAGCGCGGAGACAAGUGGUUGCUGCUGAAUCGGCCCCCCCCCCCCCAAUCUUCUUCAUCCUGUUCUCCGCUGGGAUGCUGCCCUCUGGGGCAAAGAGCACAGGGGAAGGGGACUUAGUAGGUUAAUUAUUAACCCUUAACAACUUAGGGCACCGCAGGCUUCUCCCGAGGCGGAGGGACAAGGGCUGGCUUGGGGCUGGAGAGGGGGCGAUGGCCCCAGCAGCGGCCGUGGGGGUCGCGCUGCUUCCGCUGGCCUCACGGCGCUGGGUCCGCCACGCGAUUUCUCUCGCGCUCCUCUUGCUGCUGCUUCUUUAUCUCUGCGCUUGGAGCUUUCGCGCCCUCUCAGGCUGCAGAUCCGGGACACAGUCGUGCAUUCCCGAGGGAACAUCGCCUGUCCAGGUCCCGCGGCAGUCGGGUCCCCUGGAGGCCCCCGAGUGGGAAGAGCCUCAAUGUGUGGGCCCCCAGGGGGUGGUGGGCCGCGUGAUGUGGCCAUUCCGCGCCAGUCUGAACCCCGAAGGGGAUGUGGCGUUGUCGCAGUACCUAGCCGGAUGGAGGGCGCUGGUCAGGUUCCUAACUCCCCUCGGCUCCAUCUUCGCCUUCGCCACGAGCGAGGCCUUCGCUAAAGUGACAACCCUCGAGGCUCGGGUGCACGGCCCCGAGGCGGCGCACUACUCCUCGCUGGUGGCCAUGGUGGCGUGGGAGCGGCGGGAGGGACUGCUGGAGCGCCCCGGGAUCGCCCCCCGAGACACCACCAGCUCCUCGGGCUCACGGAUCCUGCUCUUGCUGCACCGAGCGCUGCGCUGGUCCCAGCUCUGCCUCCACCGGGUGGCGACCGGGACGCUCGGAGGACCGGACGCCGGCGCGCAGUGCAGCGACGCGUACCGCACGGCCCUGGGCCCGCACCACCCCUGGCUGGUCCGCCAGGCCGCCCGCCUAGCGUUCCUCGCCUUCCCGGGUCGCGACCGCUGGCUCGAGCUGGCGUGCCCGGGCGCCGGGGAGGCGGAGGCGCGGGCCGCACUGGUCCGGGUGGCGGGCACCCUGGAGGAUGUCUACAACCGCACCCAGGGCUUGCUGGCCGAGCGCAGCCUCCUCCAGCUGGCCUGAGGCACCCCCCCGCGGCCGGGGCCCGCCGAGACCCGAGCGCCCCGCGUCCAGCCGGGCGGCCCCCCCCACCGCUGUCGGCCGGGGGGCGGGGCCGUCGAAGCCACGGCUCCGCGUGACGUCACCGCCUGCAAGGCCCGCCCCCGGCGGGGUGGGUGUAGCGCCCCUCCCGCUCGGCGCAGUCGCGGGGCGAGGGGCGGGGCUGUGGGAAUAAGCGUGGUUGGGUGGCGGUGGAUUUAGGGCGUCUCGUGUGAUGACGGCAGGCGCUUAAGGGAAACAGAAAACAAUGGAUGUGGGAAGAUGUGUCAUCCCUGUUCCCGACAGCUGAGAGACUCAGGCUCCCCCGGGCUCGCUCCCAGCCACUCCCAAGGCAGCGUGCCAAGGCUCCAGCCCAGAACCCCGGCCCCGCACAGCCGGCUCCUUCCUGGACGCCGCCACACACGCCGCAAAUGCAACACGUCCCACGCGGAUCCCUCCGCUCCUCCCAGAACUGCACCUCCCCGUGUGUCCCCCGUCUCUGCCAAUAAGUGGCACCCUCUCCUCUCACCUACCCAAGCCUAAAACCGGUGCGUCAGCACUCACACCUAGCGGGCAGUCAGCUCGAUAAUGUUCGUUCAUCAAAAGACGUCCUCGGCCACUCCCACAACAAUAGUGAACGGGAAAGUGUGUGGCCAUUUCACACGCUGGGAACUCUCAAAUUGGGAGUCCAGCCCAUUUUCCCCCUGCACCCCAGAAUCCCCCUAUAUAUACAGCUACUUAUUAGAUAUCUAUCACCUGGAUUUUUACAAUAGCCUCCUAAUUGUCUCUCUGUCCCAUACUCGAUUUCCCUAAUGUGUAUUUCAGUAGAACAGCCAAAGUAAUCUCUUAAAAUAUAGAUCAUAUCCCAUCACGCUCAAAAACUUCCAGGGGCUCCCUGUUGCACUCGGAUGAAAAAAAAAUUUUAAUUUCAGCAGUAAAUGUCAUAUUUUGGAUCAUAUUUUCAGUUGAGAUCAUAUUUUCAGUUGGAUCAUAUUUUCAGUUGAGAAUGGAUCAUAUUUUCAGUUGAAAAUGAUGAAAAGCUUCAUAAAGGUCCUACGUGAUCUGACUCUGUACUAACCAAACUGACCUCUUCGAUUUGCAUUCAAUAUUUCAGGCAUGAUCCUGCCUCAGGAUCUUUGUACUUGCUCUUCCCUCUGUCUGGAAUGCUUUUCCCCCAAAUGGAGAAAUGACUUCCCUCGUUAGUACCUUCUGGACUUUACUCAAAUGUCUCCACAGGGAGACCUUCCCUGAUGAUUCUUUCUAAAAUUUCAACACACACACACACACAAACACACACAAACACACACACACACAAUUCCUAUUUCCCUUCCCUACUCUGUUUUUUUUUUUUCUUAAUAUGAGUCACUAUCUAAUAACAUGCUGUAUGUUGUAUUUAUUUGUUUUGUUUUGUUUCCAUUGAGAAAUGGAAGCUGCAUGGGGCAGGGAAUUUCUAGACAGAAAUUUGUUCCCUGAUGUACCUCCAGUGUCUCAAACAGUGCCUGUCUUCUAGUGGACAUUCAAUAGCUUUUUGUUAAAUGAAUGUCUGAGCACGAAAAGAUGGCCGGAGCCCAGAGUCCAAAAGAAAAGAGGAGGUUGCACAGUAAUGCAAAUAUACUUAAUGCUGCUGAAUCAUGCAUCAAAAAUGGUUAAAAUGCUGAAUUUUACAUUAUGUAAUUUGUAUUUUACUACAAUAAAAAAUUAAAAAGUAAAGAGGAGAUGUGAUUCUGGACAGGUAGUCAGGAGCAAGUUCAAGAAGGAUGUGACAAACUACCUUACAGAGAUAAGACUUUAUCUCCAGAGUUCAUUUUAAGCAGGGGAUUGUUUAGGUCAUACUCGCAAUUCAAAAACCAGUUCCAGCUGUGGUAUGUACAGGACUACAGCAGUCACAGGAAGACCGCUCCACACAACAAUGGCAAAACACACAUUCUUCUCAAGUGCACAUAUGACAUUCUCCAAAAGAGACAUGUUAGGGUCUCAAUAAAUUUUUAAAAAAUUAAAAAAAUAAAAAUAAAAAAAGAUCAGGGGCACCUGGUGGCUCGGUCGGUUAA